Molecule: messenger RNA, 1137 nt
Organism: Magnusiomyces paraingens
Lineage: Eukaryota; Fungi; Ascomycota; Dipodascomycetes; Dipodascales; Dipodascaceae
Exons: 1
Coding region: 1-1137 (378 amino acids)
Biological process (GO): late endosome to vacuole transport via multivesicular body sorting pathway
Cellular component (GO): multivesicular body
Source: RefSeq, a predicted model, not a curated record
AUGUCUUCUGCUGCUCCUGAAAAAGCACUGCCGCCUGUGCCUCCCUCCCUCAAAAUCAUUAACCCAUUCCUGUUACGUGCACAUGAGCUCGAACAAGUUGAGCCCGUGAUUUCUUACUAUUGUAAAGUCUACGCGGCCCAAGAGAUUCUUGCUCGCAACUUACAUCGCAGUGGAGAUCCAAGCGUAACCUCGUUUGCCGGUGAUCUUAUGGACAACAUUGAGGCUAUGCGGAGCUCGAACCCCAAGCUUGCUUCAGAGGACGGGCAGGGAAUUUUAGCCGACGAUGACGUGGCGCGCUCAUAUGUCGAAGCUUUUGCACUCAAUGUGUUUGCCAAAGCUGACAAAGAAGUUUAUGAUAAAACAAGUUCGCUUGCUACUACCCAACGGUUUAUUGCAGCUGCCACUUUCCUUGAAUUGCUCAAGCUCUUUUCCGGAGAAGAAAACGCUGUCGAUAAGGACGUGGCAGAAAAAAUCAAGUACGCAAAGUUCCAAGCAGCGCGCAUUGCAAAGGCUUGCAAGUCUGGAGAAAAUCCAAAUGACUAUACCCCUCCCCAACCUUCAAAGUCGGAAGAAGAGCAAGUCGACGAGCUUCUUGCUGAUGCAGUGGCUAGUGCUAAUCUAGACGAACAGAAUGGUUCUGCUGCUACUACUUCUUCUUUAACACCCUCAGCUCCAAAUGGUCUUCCUGACUUUAUAGAUGAUGACAUUUCUGCUCCACAAGCACCAACUUCUCCCUCUCUCGAUAACUUUUUUGUUCCUGCUCCAAGCCAGGCCCCGCGUUCGCCAUCACCUGUGGCUCCACAGUUUCCUCCAGCUGCAGGCCCCAUCCAUGCCUAUGCUCCCACAUCACCGUCUCCUGCUCCUGCUCCUGCUCCUGCUCAUACUUCACUCCCUACAUAUUCACCACCUGCUCCUGCUCCUGUUCCUGCUCAGGAACCUACCGGUUAUCACCAUCAUCUUACCAAACGUGAAGUGCAGUCUAUUCUUGACCAAAGUGAACUGAUAACUGUAGUCCAAAAACACUGCAAGUUUGCAAUUUCGGCCUUGACCUAUGAAGAUAUGAAAACUGCAAUGAAGGAACUUACAACUGCAAUGGAUCUUCUUAAGAAAAAUGUCCCAGAAUCUGAAUUCCGUUGA